AUGUUCUGUCGUUCUCAGGACCUUUGCUUCGAAGGGCAAUUUGAUCGUGGCCUUCGGGCACCCGGAGUUGGUCGCGUGAGCCUUCGAAAUGGUGUGGUCUACGAAGGUGAAUUUUUGGAUGGUAGGCGGCAUGGACAUGGGACCACAGAGAUCCCUGAAGCACUGCAGCAGCGCCUGGGUUUCAAAACCCAUGUUGGCCAGUACAAAGACGGACUCCGACACGGUCCGGGGGAGAUGGUCUUCGCAGACGGUGCAGUCUACAGGGGAGACUUCGAGAAAAACGGUCGCCAUGGCAAAGGCCUGUACAGGAACAGCGUGGGCAUUCCCAUUUUCGAUGGGCCUUGGAGCAGCGAUGAGCCUGGAACUGGCGCGGCCGAUGUUCUGUAUAGUUCAGGUCAUCGUUACAAGGGGCACGUGCAGAGCGGCGCUCGCGAGGGAGAGGGAACAUUGUGGCGUGACAGCCUGGAUGGUUCCAACUUGAUAUACACAGGGCAGUGGAAGGCAGAUGAAUUCCAUGGGGAUGGUGAGCUCCACUGUCCUGACGGCCUGUAUCGUGGACAGUUUGCGAAUGGCGUCAGAGAAGGAGAAGGUCGUUUUGAGUACAGCCGCGACACUUCGAGCUACUACCAGGGGCAGUGGAAGGAGGACCAACCGCAUGGCAUUGGAACAUGCGUUGACCAACACGGAGAAUAUGCGGACCGGGAGUUCGAAGAAGGGGAGCUCAGUAGACGCUACUUUUCGAGGUCGCGGAGUGUUUUCAAAGUGAAGCACACAUUGCCGGCGAUGAGUGUAAAGGUGGAGCCAGGACCGCAAGGCCUACCCCGGAGCUCAGUGAUUGGUGGACUCUUGGGUGAGGACAGUCUUCAAAGUUAAAGAGAAAGAGUCGAAAACAGUGAGAGAAAGAUGGAGAAGCGCCUCCGUUUUUCCUUGUCCAGACUCAUGAGGCCUCAUGUUCCUCCAGUUUGGCGGGGUCUCAUUUUCGAUCCUUGAGCUAACGCGGAACCAGGUUUGGCAGUUAUCCGUUGGAGGGAUCCAGAACUGGAUUCAGUUGAAUCACGUGUGUACAGCCUUCUUUUCUGACAAAUUUGGUCUUGCAGAGCUGUCAAAGUGAGCAUAAAGGGCCUGGAUUUGACCCUUUUCAAUUGAGGUACCCCAUUUCGUGGGUAAGGUCCGUGUUUGUAGAGAGCUGGGAGAGGGCACCCUAUCCCAAAACCCUACAGACUGCUCUGAGACCUAUGCGAAACGCGCGCGCUUAGAUCAGUUGUUCGGCAGUUUAUUCAUGUGAAAUACUCAUGGCAAUAGUUGCUUGCUCGCUUCUUCAUUUGUUCUCACUAUCGUUGUUUGGGAUUGAAUCUUGAAAAGCCUCUCAUCACCACGUGCUCAGUUUGAGUGAUUGAUGUCUGAUACACGGACUUGAGUUUCAACGCUCUUCCCUUAGCGGCUCGAUAAAGCACCCUUGUGGUGAAGAUUGAAGCAACUUUCAUUCAAGCCCGGCCUGAGAGUUUAGAAAACGUUGAGCAAGAAGCAAAUAACCUACUGAAACAAGGGAAAGUCAUUCCGACCUAGCGCGCCUGCCGUGUGCCAUUCGGGUGCGAAAUUUAGGGCAGGAAGUCCAACCCAGCGCUUUUGUGCGCCACCUGCUCAUCUGAUUUUGGCACCAGGAGGAACCAUUCCAACCUAGCACAGCCACCCGAGGGUGAAGUUUAGAGACUCAGUCUCAGGCAUUUGCCCCUGGCCACCAUAUGACCACAAGUGUAGGGAGUCGGUGAGCGCGCAAGUGGGUCGCUACGUGCACGUGAGGUGAUGUUUGCACACACAAGUUUGUUUUGCAACAUCACCACUUCACAAUAAUUAGAUCUUCGGGUCGGCUGUCAUCCCCGGGUGGGCAAGGGAUUUGACUUUUGCCUUCACAGGUGGGCUGGGUGCCACCGUACAUGGGCGCAUCUUGGCCCACAAGACGCAGCGUUUCAUUCACAAUCCUUCACACACAAGUAAGGGUCAGCAGACUAACGCCCAACCUCCGAGCGCUGUUGUUUGACCUGUCCUUCUUGGGGUUUCCUCGCUGCCUCUGAGUUUGUGGUCGUUGUAGUCUGGGCCUUUGGUUCUUUUCUUUACAAGUUUUCCCAUGCGCACAGUUUUCUGCUGACGCAUCAACCAAUAAAAUCACCCGGUCUCUUUGAACCACCAAUGAGGUCCCGAAAACAAACGUCGUUUUUGGUUCAGCUUUGGUUGUCGAACUCGAUUUGAAACUGGUCUCUCAAUGCGUUCAUACAGGCACCAAAGCAAUUUUUGAUGAUGCAAGUGAUGCCAAUAGCAUUCCCGAGGGUUCGGUUAGCUCAAAGAACUAUCUCAGUGCGAGUCAGCAUGCAUCAAAGGAAGGAGAAGCCGAUCCAGGAAUCGCUACUAUGCCAGCUCCUCUUCCCCUAAAACUUGAUUUGUACCUGGAGGAUGAGAUUUGGUUUGCGCUCAGUUUCCUUUACAGUUCGGAAUUUUGAUGGAACGCGAUCAGCUGAUAUUCCCUUUGUCGGAAUCUACUUGAGUGCCAGUUCCGAAGUUGGGAUCAGCUUGGCUCUGCCCCAGGCGAAAAGUUGCACAAGUUGAGCGCUCUCAAGUCGUUCUGUGGCCCCGUCGCUAUACCCACCCACACCCAGACCCAAUUCAAGUAGGGCUAAAAUCCGCCCGCACCGAAGGUGCUGAGGCAUUUUUAUAGGGCACGCAUUAUACCGCAAGUACCACAAGAAGUACCGCAAGUAGUACUGAUAGCUUUAGCUGGGGGGGGGGCAUUUUCGCUCUAGAAUCCUGUGUUUUUUCACGUUUUUGGAACCGGCUUAAAGUGCUGGAAGAUAAAUUCGUGCUAAUGUUAGCUAUCUUGAAGCCUUUAGGGAUGCAAGAAAUGCAAUUUUCUGCUUUGCAUCAUCUGAAUCAUCUGAGCGGUACAGUGUAAUUGGACUG
Messenger RNA from Durusdinium trenchii, 2952 nucleotides. The record is from the annotation of a GenBank genome assembly. Lineage: Eukaryota; Dinophyceae; Suessiales; Symbiodiniaceae.